This is a messenger RNA of Porites lobata, 1539 nucleotides long. NCBI's taxonomy places the organism in Eukaryota, Metazoa, Cnidaria, Anthozoa, Scleractinia, Poritidae. The record is from the annotation of a GenBank genome assembly.
AUGUCUUUGGACAGCAACUGUCGCAGAGGAAGGGAUGGGAGCUCUUUGCCUCAUUACUUGCCUUGGCCGACUCCGUAUUCUCUGGGCGUUAAUGUUUUCGCACAACCGAUACCAAUCGAACAUAACGUCUAUGUCUUUCCCCCUUUCGUUCUCGUGGGACCGUUGCUGCGGUACUUUUUUGAUCAACGCCGGCGUUUCGCUUUUACCAUCGUUGUCCCUCGUUUCCUCCCGCAUCGCUAUUGGUGGGCAAUACUCCAAGCAAUGGCAGUAGAUUCUUUUCUUCUUGGGCGGAAAGGUGACCCGGCCGUGUUGCUUUUCCCUUCCCGCACCUCCCCCGAUUUCAUUGCUAGGCCCUUGCCUUGGGAUCUGUGGGUUUUUCGUUGUGUCUGCUCCUGGUAAGCUAGGUAUUUAUGCUUGUCUCUAUAGAUCGAACGCCCAUGGAAGCCUGCCUGCCGAUGUCCCGCCUGCUCUUAUCCAAACGGCAGUGACGCGAACUUUUGCCAGGCCUGCGGUAAACCCCUGUCGCGUGAGCCACCGCAAGGGACCCGUCCACAUGCGGACAUGCCUUUGAUCAACAAGCGUUUUACAGAGUUCCAAGAAUCGUAUAGGAGCAAACCUUAUGAACGGCAAAAGGACUCUUUAGAAGUUCAGCUGUCGAGUUUCUUGUGCUCUCUUGUACCCCCGAAGAAAGUUUCUGCUGCAACCGCGGAAGACAUCGUAAAGUUUUUGAUUAGCAAGGAUGCUGCGGGAAAACAGAAACUCCAUGUGCGCUCUUGCUCUAGUAAGACCUGUAGUUGCCCUAAGCGUCUAGCAGCCGGAACUGUCGAUUCAUAUAUAGGGAAACUUAGAGCGAUUUUCAAUAGGUUAGGCCGUACAGGGUUUUCUAACCCGUUGGCACAUCCUUGUGUUAAGGAAUAUCUUAAGUUUGUAAGAGAGGAGCAAGCCCAGCAACCUUUGCCCCCUCGUCAGGCUGUCCCUUUGUUCUAUGACAAAUUCACCCGUUUAAUUGCCUAUCUUCGCGGGCUUAUUGCCGAAGGCUCUGCGCUUUCUCCUCUCAAUAGAUACCUCCUGGUCAGGGAUAUAACAUUCUUUGUUAUUGACUUUUACGCUGGUGAUAGAGCAUCCGAUUUGGGCCGUUUGAAGGCAGAUCAGCUUUUUCGCCUUAAGGAUAGGGAGGGGUUCCUUCUCAACUUUACGUUUAGUAAAACGAGGCGUGCAGGUCAGUUUCGCCCUUUUGCUCUGUUACGUAUUCCAAAUGUACCUCUCUGCCCGGUUUUUUGGUUGAACUAUUAUAUUGCCGCGUGUGGGGCAUUAGGUGUCCCUCUUCAUGGUGAGUACCUCUUUAGGUCUUCGGAGCAUAGAAAGUUUGUGUCACAUCGUCCGUUCGGAGGGUCAGCCGUAUCUGCACGGCUCCAAAAGUAUCUUAAGGCUGCCAACAUUAAUGACGGAGAGACCCCUCACAGCUUUCGUGUAGGAAUUUCAUACACCCUCAAGGGUUUGGGAUGUACUCCGGAGCAGAUUGCUCAGUACGUGGGUUGA